CGUUCACUUUAGAAGUUCAAUUAAAGUCUAUCAUCAAAUCCCAGCAAAAAGAUCCUCCCAAAUCCCAAUUCAUUGAAAACAGCAGAGUUUGCAGAGGAGCAAAGCCGGUGACUGCUCCGAUCUCAUUCUCAGGUCUACUGCCACAUUAUUUUCCCCCUAAAUUGAGCAUCCGAUUCAUCUGUAAUUUUCACUCUCUGUUUGGUUUUCUUGGAUUGGUGUUGAAGAUGAUGGGCUUGUGAGUCUUGGAAUAUAUGUGUUGGGUCUUAGAAAAAAAAUGCGGUUGUUUCCGCUGAGCUCUAGCUCGAGCUCGAGCAUGGACAACGAGCAGCGCGAUGGAGUACAAAAAAGUCGGGCUUUGUUGUACCUCAAUGUCUAUGACCUCACGCCCGUAAAUAACUACCUUUACUGGUUCGGCCUCGGCGUCUUCCAUUCGGGUGUUGAAGUGCAUGGUUUGGAGUAUGGCUAUGGAGCACAUGAGUACUCUUCCAGUGGGGUGUUUGAGGUGGAACCAAGAAGUUGCCCUGGCUUCAUCUUCAGACGGUCAGUGUUGUUAGGCAGCACUGAUAUGUCUCGUUCGGAAUUCCGAUCGUUUAUGGAACACCUUUCUGCAAAAUAUCAUGGGGACACUUACCAUUUGAUUGCCAAGAACUGCAACCACUUCACAGAUGAAGUUUGUAUGCAGCUAACUGGAAAGCCUAUACCAGGAUGGGUUAAUCGACUUGCCCGAUUAGUUUCAGGUUCUUUCUGCAAUUGUCUUCUGCCAGAAAGCAUUCAGGUUACAUCAGUAAGACAUCUUCCUGAUCAUCCAACAUGUUCUGAUGAUGAGGGGUCAGAAUUUGAUGAAUCAUAUGCAUCAGCAGAGAGUGUAGAGGAGCCAAAUCAUCAUCUGCUGACCGCACCAAGUGGUGAUGUAGCUUUUCUGAAGGAAAAACCAGUGAGACUAGCAAGGGAGCUCAUGUGAUUAUUUCCUCGAAUUCCCAAUUGGAAUUGCCUCUCUCUUGGGUCCCCUCCUGUUGUUUGUAGGAGCCCAGGUGUAUCGGUGAACAUUUCUCAACUAAAUUAUUCAAGAAUCUCAAUAUAUUUAUCCUGGUACGGUGUAUCAACCCAAGAGUUGUAUGAUGCCUGUAUUGUUUUGAAAUGUAUGAUUGUGCUCAGAUUAUUCCUGUACCAUCAUCAGCUAUUAAUUUGUUAGUACAGUAUAAUUCUUAUAUGCAAGGGUUGUUUGUAUUUGCAA
This is a messenger RNA of Alnus glutinosa, 1234 nucleotides long. RefSeq names its product deSI-like protein At4g17486. Gene Ontology annotation, molecular function: deubiquitinase activity. Gene Ontology annotation, biological process: protein deubiquitination. The transcript is spliced from 5 exons. NCBI's taxonomy places the organism in Eukaryota, Viridiplantae, Streptophyta, Magnoliopsida, Fagales, Betulaceae. Bases 275 to 961 code for a protein of 228 amino acids. The record is from RefSeq and is a predicted model, not a curated record.